Sciurus carolinensis (gray squirrel) is the source of this 213-nucleotide messenger RNA. RefSeq names its product protein BRAWNIN-like. The record is from RefSeq and is a predicted model, not a curated record. The coding region runs from base 1 to 213 and encodes 70 amino acids. The transcript has a single exon. Gene Ontology annotation, cellular component: mitochondrion. Gene Ontology annotation, biological process: mitochondrial respiratory chain complex III assembly. NCBI's taxonomy places the organism in Eukaryota, Metazoa, Chordata, Mammalia, Rodentia, Sciuridae.
AUGCCCAUGGGCGUGCCCAUGACCACUUACCUGACAAUGUUCGCGGCUAGCCUCCUGGCCAUGUGCGUGGGGGCUGAAGCGGUGCACAGGUACUACUGGCCUGACCUGACCAUACCUGAUAUUUUACCAAAGCCUGGAGAAUGCAAAAUGGAACUUUUGGGACUGAAAGAGGGACAGCACAUUGAACAUGAACCUCAAAUUUCUCAGCAAUAG